Molecule: messenger RNA, 1631 nt
Organism: Crotalus tigris (Tiger rattlesnake)
Lineage: Eukaryota; Metazoa; Chordata; Lepidosauria; Squamata; Viperidae
Product: cardiotrophin-2-like
Exons: 3
Coding region: 351-968 (205 amino acids)
Source: RefSeq, a predicted model, not a curated record
CCCCCUUUUCUGUUGUGGGAGUGUUUGCUACCAAGGGGAGGGACCAAGGGCUGGGAAAUUUCAGAGGGGAUAACACCUUGGGGACUGUCUAUAAAGAGCUGACUCUUGGAAACUCAUGUACCAACCACGAGCUGCCAUCUCCGACAAAGGAGCGCCGGGUCUGAAGAGACGGGGAGGGAGGAAGAAGACAGAGAGGAGGAGAAAAGGCACCUGAGCAUCUUUCACUCAGAAAAGUUUUUUUUUUUUUUGGAAAGAAGAGAUACCUUCAUCCACCAUUAGGGGGUGACAGAUAGGAGCUUGUCUUCCCAAGGGACUCAAAACGGUUGGCCAACUUUACUCGCAAGUUAGUCAUGAAUCCAGGUUUGGUUACAAGCCUCUGCCUAAUUUGCGCAAGCCUGGUCCAUGCUGUCUCUCCUGAAAAGGAUGGUCCUGUUAAGACUGUUAUCCAGCAAACCUUCAACUUGGCUUCUCAUCUGAAAGGCAAUAGUUCCAUCCUCCUUGAGACCUAUCUGAGACAUCAAGGUAGUCCAUUUACGGAUAAAGAUUUCCAUGUCCAAGGACUAAGUUAUGAUGGAGUCCCAGCGGCUGCCAUUUCUUUCCUGGAAUGGCGACUCCUCAGUGACCUUGACCGUCUGGACAAGAAUUACAAGGCUUAUAGCAUUAUCUCAGAAUUCUUGCAGCUGGUCUGGGAUGAUCAGUUUGAACUCAAUCCCACCGAAGAUGGCCUUCUAAACAUGCUGAAAGAUACCCGGCUCCAGGUCCAGGGCCUUGUUAACAACUUGACCAUCAUCAUAUCUGCCUUGAGGGCCCCACCCUCGCCUGUUACUGACCCUCUCACAUUGGACGCAGUUAAAACAAACACUUUUGAGAAAAAAGUUCGGGGAUACGUGGUGUGUUCCACGUACAAGCAAUGGAUUGAUCGGACUGUACGAGACUUCAAUCUUCUUGUGAAGAAAUACCCUUUUUAAGAUUUAUUCAAAGUGUUUUGGGAGGGGAAGAUAAUUCUUACACCCCGCUGUUUUUUACACCCCACUGUAGAUUUCUCAGGGAAUUUAGGUAUAGGCAAAAGACAAGCACACCGUAGUGUGAUAAAUCUGGGAACUUUCUUGUUAAGUUAACCCAGACUUCUGUCCUGGAAAAUCCCAGUUUUCAAGCCUUCAGAAGAAACCAAGAAUGUUCUGAGCUGAUUGGCUUCCUUGCUUGGCUGUGCAUGGUGCUGAUUGGCUCUCUUGUAAUGUUGCCAACAGUCAGUUCUGGAGCAUAAUUGAAGGCAAGAAGCCAGUUGUGACAUGGGGGUUCUUCUCUUACAUGCAUCUUUUGAUUUGAUGAGGUUUAGAGAUGUCUCUUGCAUCUGUUCAGUAGUGCUCUACUGAAGCCCUGUAUUUUUCAAUGGAAAACACAUAUUUUAAUUCAGCAGAGAUCAGGUUUCCAAGGGCUUUUCAUUAUGAGCAUUGCCAGCCUUCUGUAGGGCAAGGAUGUUCAAAAGUGUUGGGGACUCCAGUUCCCUGGAUUCUCCCUAAUGUGGCAUUAUGGACCCAUUUUGGCAGCUCUCUGGAUUUACCAAUACAGUUAGUCCUUGAAUUACGACCACAAUAGAGCCCAAAAUUUAUGUUGCUAAGCGAGACAUUUGU